Messenger RNA from Fusarium subglutinans, 1302 nucleotides. RefSeq lists its product as uncharacterized. The record is from RefSeq and is a predicted model, not a curated record. The coding region runs from base 1 to 1302 and encodes 433 amino acids. The transcript has 2 exons. NCBI's taxonomy places the organism in Eukaryota, Fungi, Ascomycota, Sordariomycetes, Hypocreales, Nectriaceae.
AUGAAGUUCUCUGCCGCCAUCAUCACUCUUUCGGCCGGUCUGGCCACUGCGACACCUGUCUUCCGCAGCCCUGCGCCGGGUCGCCAUGUCUCUCGAUCCAUCAAGAAGCGACAGGUUCCCCAGGAACACUCUCACGACUUUGUCUUGACGAUCACUGGAGAGAUGCUCAGGCUUAAUAACCCCAAGGAGAUUCAGGACCCUGUUUUUGGCCUUCUGGGUGACGCCGCUGCAAAAGAGGGUGCAGGAAGCGUCACCAACCUCGCUUGUCUGAAGCAGGAAACUGCUGAUCAAGCUUUUACCAACGCCAAGGCGAUUGGCGAUCUUCGUGGUAUGGCUGGUGCACUGCUCUUCCAGGCUAUUGAGCGCAACACUGCUGGUGUUGGUGUUGCUAGCAAGCUGUGCGAUGAAGCUGCCGUCAAUCCUGAGAUUGGUGCUCUUACACAGCAUCAAGAUGCAGCCUCUACGGGUGCCGGUGCUAUCAACAAGGCUGUUACCCUUGAACUGGCGAAGCAGCUGGCUGGUAUUGGUGCUGACCCCAACUUGGCUCUGCUGAGUGGUACUUUCGCGCCUGGAGAUACCAGCGACACCACCGGAAAGGGCAACUCCUGUGAUGAGGAAGAACCCGACCUAGGCUGCAUCUUCUCGCAGGGUCUCCUCGUUAUGGAUGCGACAGAGGAUGAGAUCUCUUCUGCCGUAGCUGAUGUUACACCAACCUUCACCGGAACAGGCGGUAUCUUCGCCACCGACCUGGUUAACCUGGCUUCAUUCUCCGUCGCCUCUGGCACCGAGGUCGCUGAUCUUGCUACUAUCGUCAACGGAGCCGCUUCUGGUGCUCCAUCCGCUACCGACGCUGUCAAAGCCACUGCUACCGCUGAAGCACCGGCUGCUACCAACACCGGUAAAGCUGCUGAGAACACCGCUGGUGCUGGUGCUGGUGCUGGUGCUGGAAAGGGAUGCAAAGCCAAGUCAAAGACCGCAGCCAGCGCAACUCUGACUCCUCUUCCUAGCCGCACAUCUGGCGCUAGUACCAAGGCCACUGGUGCCGCCAACAAUGCCCAGGGUGUCAACGUCCAGACCUUCACUGGUACACUUGGUGGAGCGCCACCCCCGGUCAUCUCUUCAGCUGCCGAGAAGCCUUUCUCCGUCAACGGAAACACCUUCAACGGUGAGAGUGUUGCUCUCGGCCGAUCUUGUGAUAUUCAGCACAAUGCUUGUGCGGACGCUGCCAACUCUGGUCAGCUUUCGGGAGGCGUUGGACAGUGCGAAACCCAGUUGGCUGCUUGUCGCGCUGCCAUUCAGUAA